This is a messenger RNA of Amoebophrya sp. A120, 1254 nucleotides long. NCBI's taxonomy places the organism in Eukaryota, Dinophyceae, Syndiniales, Amoebophryaceae. The record is from the annotation of a GenBank genome assembly.
AUGAGCACCGGCUAUGAUUUGGGUUCGCUUCUGGGCGUCGGUGGUCUGCCAGAACAGUUGAUGGCUGGUAGGUACAACGGGAGUACCAGUACAGUCGACGACGCUUCUCCCUUCGCCCUGUGCAUGCCGACUGGGGGUGAUGUCCUGGUGCAUGAGUUCCUUAGCGAUGUACUUAAUGACGAGCCACCUACUGAUGACGAUACUUCCGCCCUAGCGGGUCAGAAAAUGGCCCGAAUCGUCAGCUUUUUGGCUGCAGCGACCGACAAUCUGCGCACGACCAUAGCGGACGUGGACAAGGGAUCAUCGUCCACUUUGAAGAAAUUUGCGGAAACAGGCGCAUUUCAUCGGUCGGCAUGGGAGAAUAAGAAUAACGUACGCGUGACGGAGCAGGUCGACGGCAGCCUCCGGCUGGCGUUGGUCGGCUACCGCGCGGCUUGCUGUCCAAGAUCGCAGAUGGCAGUGGACGCCUGCAGCGCUAAGAAGCAUGAGCAGAUCAUGAAAGUUUGCAGGGAGUGGGAACCGGGAUGGGAGCCGGCUGGCAUCUGGACUCACUGGUCACCUGAUCACUUCCAGACAGCAGGGGAGGAAGUAGCGGGCAGCGAACCUUCACACUACUUUAGCGCACAGAGCGGGGACCGAUUCUCUUGGGCGGUCAUGACGAUCUCUUCCAUUCUAUCUGCUUGCGGAUGGGUGCCGGGGCUCGACCAGAAAGACUUAAAUAACGCCCGCGCCACCCUGCUGUUCGGCUUCGACGAGGACCCCGACAAGGGCCCUGACGAGACCCAUCGUCCCUCGAAGGACAACGCCGUCAAGCUCCUCUCGGUCAAGACAGGGGACGGUGUCCCGGCGGGGGCUGUGUGGCAGACGUCCGACCAAAAUGGCGACGGCGUUGCGCUGUUGAACAAGCUUGCAAGCAUCGAGGGGGACGGCGACGACGAGCAGGGGCGGAAAUUUGGUGAGGUUUCGAAGCGCGAGAUCAUGGCCCGGUGCAGAAAAUUCGGGAAGAAAAUGAAGGACGUGAACAUCUGGGGGAAUGUAACAUGGCACCAGCCCCCGAACGUCGAGAAGGUCGCGGCAGCUAUCGAAUCUUCGUCCAUUUCCACCGUCAUCGACGGGGAAUCUGGCUGGGCUGCAAUUGCCAAAGCGCUUCUUGGCGUAGAGAACGAAAGCACUUCGGGAGCAGAAACUGGAGCCGCAAGCACGCACGCGAAGAAAUGGUCAAAGAGGUACGAGUGGGGCAUCAUCAACGCUUAA